Phaeodactylum tricornutum CCAP 1055/1 is the source of this 2046-nucleotide messenger RNA. RefSeq lists its product with no specific name. Gene Ontology annotation, molecular function: peptidase activity. The record is from RefSeq and is a predicted model, not a curated record. The transcript has 5 exons. Gene Ontology annotation, biological process: proteolysis. The coding region runs from base 25 to 1563 and encodes 512 amino acids. NCBI's taxonomy places the organism in Eukaryota, Bacillariophyta, Bacillariophyceae, Surirellales, Neidiaceae.
AUCUCUAGAGAUCUGAUUGAUACCAUGAGCGACGAAUUCUCGAAAAGGUUUUUUGACUAUGUUGAUGAGAGGAAGAACCUAUACAUCGAUCGUCUCGCUGAGGCUGUCGCGAUUCCAUCCGUUUCCUCGGAUUUGGAAAAUCAUCUGGUCGACAUCAACACAAUGAUCGCUUGGACUAAGGGUCAUAUAGAGCGCCUCGGUGGAUUGACGGAGCUCGUCACCAACCCCGCAGGCACCGAAAAUCGCCCUUUGCCUCCAAUUCUGUGCGGUUCUUUCGUUUCCAACCCCCAUAAAAAGACUGUUUGUGUGUAUGGUCACUUGGACGUGCAACCCGCGGCAAAAGAUGACGGAUGGGAUUCAAAUCCCUUUAUAUUAACUGAGCGCGACGGAAAGUUGUACGGCCGCGGAAGCACAGAUGACAAGGGACCUGCAUUGUCUUGGUUGUGGGUGGUCGAGGCUCACCGGGAACUGGGUGUCGAGUUGCCAGUCAAUAUCAAGAUUCUUUAUGAAGGAAUGGAAGAAAGCGGUAGUGAAGGAAUUUUCGAGAUCAUUCAGAGAGAAUCUGCCCCCGGAAAAUUCUUGAAUGAUGUCGAUUUCUUUUGCAUUUCGGACAAUUACUGGCUCGGGAAAAAUAAACCAUGCUUAACUUACGGAUUAAGAGGAAUUGCUUAUUUCCAGCUGUCUGUCCGAUGCUGUGAGCAGGAUCUUCAUUCCGGUGUCUUGGGCGGAACGGUGUACGAGGCCAUGACAGACUUGAUUCAGCUUAUGGCAACACUGGUUGAUUCCAGUGGGCGAAUAUUGGUGGACGGAAUUAUGGAUGACGUUAAGCCAGUCACAUCAAAAGAAGAAGCCCUGUACAAUUCAAUCGAAUUUGAUGUAGAAGAAUACAAGGAAGAGAAUAAGAUCAAAUCAGUUAGCGACAAAUUGUUGCACAACGACAAGAAAAGUCUUUUAAUGGCCCGCUGGCGGUAUCCUACACUAUCUUUACAUGGAAUUGAAGGCGCUUUCUCCGGAUCUGGCGCCAAGACUGUCAUUCCGAGUAGGGUUAUUGGAAAGUUUUCUCUGCGACUCGUACCCGAUCAAGAUCCGGAAAAAAUCGCACGGCUUGUCAAAACACACGUAGAGCAAGAAUUUGCCAAGCUUGGCUCGCCCAACCGGAUGGAGCUAGAAUACUUUCACGGUGCAAAAGCAUGGCUGUCGUCGCCAAAUCACCCCAACUAUCAAGCUGCCGCUGCAGCUAUCAAGACCGUUUAUGGGAUGGAACCCGACUAUACUCGGGAGGGUGGAUCAAUUCCAAUCACAUCAACAAUGGAGGAUUCUACUGGAAUGAAUGUAUUGCUUCUCCCGAUUGGGGCGUGUGACGACAUGGCACAUUCCCAAAAUGAAAAAUACAACGUCAAAAAUCUAAUGAAUGGAAUUAAGGUGCUGGGCUUGUACUUGCAUGAAUUGGGGAAAAUCAAAGGUCCGAAACCGUCCGAUUGCCGUUGCGUACCUUUAACUCUGGAAGAGCUUUCUAUACCAGGUGCUUUUAUGAAAGGAUUCCGCUGCAAAUGUGAAAUUUGAAUGUUACAAAACCUAUACGAAAAGAGGCCAGGGAGGCAGGAUACAGCUUGCGUCUACUUCGCACGCCAUUAACUUUAUUAUCCUCACCUUAGCUCGAACAUCUAAGUUUUUAAGCCGAGCUCACCCUUAACACGAAAAAAGAACAUUGUCGAGUUUUUCAGUCGCGGAAAGAGCCACUGGGUAUAGAAGACAGGGGUCUCAAAGACUCCAUCAUUUGGGCCAACCGUAGAAAGCGUGACUUUGGGACUAACUUUCCCUCGCUUCAGCCUAGCGUCGGAAGGUGCAGACUCGCAUUUCGCCACAGCUCCGAUGGUCUGACUGAUGUUGAAUCUAAUAGUUUUGAUCGCAUCCAUCACCUGCGCUCCCGAGUUAGGUAAGAAUGUAGAGCAGUCACCAAUAGAAAACAAUUUGCCGGCGGUUCCUUUGACUCGAAAGUAGUCGUCUGUCUCAAUCCAUCCCUCUGCAUUGAGUGCUUCUGGGAAG